Molecule: messenger RNA, 705 nt
Organism: Aptenodytes forsteri (emperor penguin)
Lineage: Eukaryota; Metazoa; Chordata; Aves; Sphenisciformes; Spheniscidae
Product: adhesion G protein-coupled receptor L1-like
Exons: 1
Biological process (GO): signal transduction
Source: RefSeq, a predicted model, not a curated record
CACCAAGCCGGCGCCUGGUGCCGCGAUCCCCUCCAAGCCGGCGACCGCCUCUACGUCAUGCCCUGGGUGCCGUACCGCACCGACACCCUCACCGAAUACGCCUCCUGGGACGACUACGUGGGCGCCCGCCACACCACCACCUACCGCCUCCCCAACCGCGUCGACGGCACCGGCUUCGUCGUUUACGACGGCGCCGUCUUCUACAACAAAGAACGAACCCGUAACAUCGUUAAAUACGAUCUCCGCACCCGUAUCAAGAGCGGCGAAACCGUGGUGGGCGCCGCCAACUACCACGACACCUCGCCCUAUCGGUGGGGCGGCAAAACCGACAUCGAUUUGGCGGUGGACGAGGACGGGCUGUGGGUUAUCUACGCCACGGAGGGCAACGGCGGCCGGUUGGUGGUCAGCCAGCUCAACCCCUACACCCUCCGCUUCGAGGGGACGUGGGAGACCGGCUACGACAAGCGAGCGGCUUCCAACGCCUUCAUGGCUUGCGGCGUCCUCUACGUCAUCCGCAGCGUCUACGUGGACGACGACAGCGAAGCCGCCGGCAAUCGGGUGGCUUACGCCUUCAACACCCGCGCCAACCGGGGGGAGGCGGUGGAGAUGGCCUUCCCCAACCCCUACCAGUACGUCUCCUCCGUCGAUUACAACCCCCGCGAUAAUCAGCUUUACGUCUGGAAUAAUUACUUCGUGGUGCGAUAC